GUAAGGCAGCAGGUGAUGUGUACAGGUGGCUCAACAGACGACGGCAUCACAUCACAUCCAACUUCCUCCCGACUCGCUUUGCUCUCAGACUCCUCCUGGUUGUCCUCCCUCUGCUGCUCCUCCUCCUCAGCCUGUGUUGGUUUGGUCCAGCUGGUCUACAGUCCGUCCUUCCAGCUGUCAACAUCACAGAGUGGAGGACGGUGGUCUCCGACGUCCCCGGUCUGUCCUCCAUCUACGGCUCCACGUCCCCCCAGAGCCGCUCAAUAGAGGGCGCCGCGGAGGAGUCGAGGGAGGUGCAGGCCUUCGAGGAGCCGCUUUACAGUCGACCUCCGCCGGCUGAAACGCAGACAGGAGAGGAGGUUCUGACCCCUGACUUUACGCUGCCGUCAGCCGCGGUGGAGGAGUCGUCGCGGCUCGUUCGUCUGGAGCAGAGUCUGGCGGCGCUGUGGGAGCAGGUGGAGGCCGGCGGGCGGCGGGAGGAGCAGAGACACAGGGAGGUGCUCCGGCUGUACACUGACCUCAUCCAGCAGCAGCAGCUGGUCUCUGUUCACAGCGGCGCUGAGGAACCCUGGCUGAGCGGCCUGCUGGACCAGCAGCUGAACCAGCAGCUGAACCAGCUCAGGACACGACUGGACGAGGAGAGGCAGCAGAGGGAACAGACUCGGCAGCAGGAUUUGUCGCAGCAGCAGAGUCAAACGUCCCGUCUGGAUCACCUGGAGCUGCAGCUGCAGGCACUGGCUGCCAGAACCCAGGCGGUGCAGUGGAGACAAGAAGCUGCUGCAACAGCCUCACCUUCAUCCACAGUUCCAGCUGCUGUCAGUGUUGGUGUUGACCGUCAGUCCCAUGAUGCCUUGCUCGCGGAGGUUGCGCGGUUGGAGGCGGCUCUGGAGGACGUCAGGCAGGAUGUUGAGGGUCUGUCUGGGUGUUGGGACGGCUGCAGACGACUCGACAAAAUCCAGCAGACGAUUUCAGAGCAGGUCUCCGCUCAGGUCCGCGAGGAGGUUCGGACUCUGGUCUACGGCAACCAGCUGACGGUGAGGGGCGGGGCCUCGGGAGACGGUGGCGGCCUCCCGGACUCGCUCCUGCAGUGGCUGUCGCAGCAGUACGUCAGCGGGGCCGACGUGCAGGCGUCACUGGCCGCCCUGGAGCUCAGCAUCCUGCAGAACAUCAGCCUGCAGCUGGAGCAGCGCCGCAGCGAGGAGGCGGUCAGAGAGGCCGUCCUGCACGCCACCGGGGCUGCUGGGGCCACCGUGACCCAGGAGGAGGAGAGUGACCGAGCCUUCCAGAUCAUCGAGGUACAGGUGUUGUCCAACUGGGGCCACCCGGAGUAUACCUGCAUGUACCGCUUCAGGGUGCACGGGACGCCCGCAAACGUGUGAGGACGCUGCAUAGAUGAUGUCGGAUUAUUCAACACACAAACAGUGCGGAGGCGGCAGAGACACAGAACAUUGAUGUAGACGUCACCUUCCAGCUAACUGCUGCUAACUGUGCCUGAUAGUCUCAGUGACUGUAAACUCACUGCUUCCCUUCCUGACCAAAUGUGACAAUGUCUGAGUGUCGCCAUUUCCUGUAGAAAUAGGCGUAUAUAUGUAUAAUUUUUGUCAGUAGUUAAUAUUUUUUAUACCAAUGUUGUUUUGUGUUUGCUGUUUUAAAGAUCCUUCGUGUUUUAGCCCAUUUUUCUGUGUCGUAAUAAAAAAGCUGCAAGCAGAAAAUCUUGAAAGUGGAACUACUUUUGGUCGCUGUAAUUGGUCUUCCUGCGUAAACUGGUGGUGAAAAUAUGAUGUGAUUUAAAGCAGCAGACAGAUGAAGUGGAAAUCAACCAAAGUUUUGGUCUGCUUUUGGCAGCUUUCAGAACGAUGCUAAUGCUACAGCUGUAGCUGUCUGGUUGUCAAGAGGAGAAGGAAUUUACUGGUCAAAUGAAAUGAGAGGUUUUUUUGCACUCUGUAAAAAUUCCUUUUUUUUUUUUAUCGAGCACUGUUGGGAAAUUAUUUUGUUUUUUUACAAUAAAUAUUUGUGGUUUUGUAUGUGAUUUCAAGCUGAAAGUAAUAAAGAUGUGAAUUUUUUAAUAAAAGUGUAAAA
Morone saxatilis (striped sea-bass) is the source of this 2079-nucleotide messenger RNA. RefSeq names its product SUN domain-containing protein 1-like. Lineage: Eukaryota; Metazoa; Chordata; Actinopteri; Moronidae. Gene Ontology annotation, cellular component: nuclear envelope; meiotic nuclear membrane microtubule tethering complex. Gene Ontology annotation, biological process: nuclear envelope organization. Gene Ontology annotation, molecular function: protein-membrane adaptor activity. The record is from RefSeq and is a predicted model, not a curated record.